Eutrema salsugineum is the source of this 861-nucleotide messenger RNA. Its product is annotated as SKP1-like protein 1A. Bases 151 to 630 code for a protein of 159 amino acids. Gene Ontology annotation, molecular function: cullin family protein binding. The transcript has 2 exons. NCBI's taxonomy places the organism in Eukaryota, Viridiplantae, Streptophyta, Magnoliopsida, Brassicales, Brassicaceae. Gene Ontology annotation, biological process: SCF-dependent proteasomal ubiquitin-dependent protein catabolic process. Gene Ontology annotation, cellular component: nucleus; cytoplasm. The record is from RefSeq and is a predicted model, not a curated record.
CUUAACAAUCGACCGACUAUCAAAAUUAGGGAUAUAUAUACAUACACAGAGAGACGCAUACCUUUAUUUCCAUCAUCCAUCGCUUCUUCUCAAAUCUCCUCAAAAGCAAAAAACAAAUCUCCCAAAUCUCUCCUCUUUUUCUCCACAGAGAUGUCGUCGAAGAAGAUUGUGUUGAAGAGCUCCGAUGGCGAGUCUUUCGAGGUUGACGAGGCGGUGGCUCUCGAGUCCCAGACCAUAGCGCACAUGGUUGAAGACGACUGCGUCGACAACGGAGUCCCUCUUCCCAACGUCACGAGCAAGAUCCUUGCCAAGGUGAUCGAGUACUGCAAGAAGCACGUUGAUUCCGCUGCUUCCAAGAGCGAGGCCGUCGAUGGUGCUUCCUCCGACGAAGACCUCAAAGCCUGGGAUACCGAGUUCAUGAAGAUCGAUCAGGCUACCCUCUUCGAACUCAUCCUGGCUGCUAAUUAUCUGAACAUCAAGAACCUUCUUGACCUAACAUGCCAGACAGUGGCUGAUAUGAUCAAAGGCAAAACUCCAGAAGAGAUUCGCACGACCUUCAACAUCAAAAACGACUUCACACCCGAGGAAGAAGAGGAGGUGCGCAGAGAGAAUCAAUGGGCUUUUGAAUGAGCGUUUGUUCGAGGAAGGUGUCGAAUCAAAAGAGCAACCAUUUCUUCUUUAUGUUAUUGUCGUUCGUUUUCAGUGUCUAUUGCCUCUGUUUUUUUUUUGUUUCUUUUGAAAAAUUCAUGAAGACUUGAUCCUCCUCCUCGUGCUUUUUCUUUUUUUCUUUUGACAAUUAUGAACUAAUGUUUGCUCUUUGUUGGAUAUUUGUGCUUUAGUGAUGUUGGUUUGCCUUGCAUA